UUUGAAAGAAAACAGGAAGACAAGAAUGUAGAAGGAAGCCAAUCAUUUGAGAAGGGCUUUUUAAAGCAAAAAUUGUGUAUUUUAUCACCAAAAAAAUGUACUGAAUUUUGGUAGAAUGAGAUUUCUUUUGGCCAGCAGGGUUUGGCUUCUGCACUACAUGGCUUGUCGGGGUCAUUUUUAAUGACUUUCUCUGCAGUUAUGGGGACAAAAAUAUUUUGGCAGAAACUAUUCAGUGUAGAUUUCCAGAAUGCAAGUGGAUUUCAAUGGCUGUUCGAAACAGACAAUCCAUUGUUGAAUUAGCAGUGAGUGCAUCCGGAAAAUAACUUGCAGUUCUAUGUAAAUGCCCACUGCUUUCUUCCUACGUAGACAUACAUAUAUUUGUAAAACUUUUGGUGCACAUGAAAACUUUUAUAUUCUUCAAAGACAAGACGGUUGAUGAAGAUGGGUAUGUGAUUGGUGUGAGGAAGAACGCUCUUCAGAUCUUCAUUCCUAAGUUUGGUUUGGAGGGUACCCUGUAUGUUCAACAGACUGAGGAUGGAGCCAAGACUAGUCCUUUCACUUAUGAUGAUGAGGAGCCAAGUCAGAAUGCAGGUGACGUGAAGUUCAGAGCUUUUGAUUAUGUCAAAGUUCAAAUCAGUAUGAAGGCUACCAGUAUACAGCAUCAGAAGCUUAGGUUACAGCUGGUACAGCCAGAGGUUCCUGGAUUCAGUGUUCCUGCGGUAGAAGAAACACCAGGACAAGAUGACAAACAGGAUGAACCUCCCGCAAAGAAAGCAAGAUCCAAGUCCAAGUAUUAAAACAAAGCCGUUGGAAAGCGAUAACCCGCAUCCUGUCUUAGGCUUACCAUGAUUUGAGGAAACUAGCCAUGUUGUUCAUGGGGCUGUAAAACCAGAGAGUCUGUGACUUUCAACUAAAGUAACUUUCAACUUUAGUAACUUUCAACUUACGUAAUUACAGCCAUUCGUGCCGCAACAAUGAUUUGCCAAUUGCAAAAAUUACUGUUGCAUCAUUUGUGCUUGAAUUAUCUCAAUACCGGAUAUAACUUUUGCGAAGCUGAAUCACUCGCUUGACAGUUUUUUUUCAUGCACAUACAUUGGAGGAGUGCAAGUAAUAUAGUCUCACAGAUAUUAUCAUUGAGGUUUGUCUUUAAAAACAAAAAUUGCUCGCCCAGCUACCCCAAUGAGACGAUAUUGAUGGAGACUCAUUUUCAUUAAUCGUUGAUGUCAGACCUGUCAGGAUUUUCAACACUUUUCUACAUAAACAACAUGGGAGUGAUUUGGGAAUGAUUUCAAUCAUUAUCACUCGUGGUAUUGUUGAUAUAUUUUGGAGUGAAAUAGAUUCAUAACAUUAGUAGGGUCAACUCAAUUCAAUGCCCUAUCACAUGGAUAGUUUAAAACUUUUUAAUCUUUAAGAAACUUGAUUCUCAUUGGUUUAAACUAGUUACCUUGCAUUGAUAUAUAACACAUGUCACUCCAGGCUUUAUAGAGUAUACUUUUUAUCUCAUUUUUUUACUUUAAUAAUAAGUUUGUUUUUAAACCUUAAUUAUCGGAAUGAGAUUUUAUCAAUAAUCAGGCAAUAAUGUUUCUUGAGGCAGUUUGUAACUUCCACUAACUGUCCUUUUAAUCUGUGUUUUUAUGGAGUAACAUGCCAAACCAAGAUUGUAUUAUUUUCUUAUAACAAACAAAUCUUUGGCAAAUUGUAGCUGUUAUGAGAAUUCCAUCGUAAUUUUAUCAUAUAUUGUAAGUAAUUUCAUUGUUUUUCCAAAUAUUUUAAUAAUUUUUUUUUUCUCUGGUCAAAAGAUGAAACGAGGAACAAGAUCCAAUUUUACCAAGGCCUUCAACUUUGCUCUCUUUUUUUACAAGAUGCUAAGCAUGUAUUCAUGAGACAUGCUUAUAUGAAUAUGCAAUAGACCAAUUUACAUAUGCAUUAAAAUUAUAAUGCUGCAUUUUUAUGUAUUACAGUACAGUGAGAGUUGGCCCGCAAGGGGUUUAAACAUUUAUUAAAACAGCUACAUGUUUGAGUUGUUAUUGUACAGGUUUGAAAAUCGCUACAGGUGUGAAAUUCUAUUGUACAGGUUUGAAAAUCAGCAAAAAGUGAAUAUUUAUUCUCAGACCAAGAUAAUUUCUGAAAUAUUAAGGUAAUCCCGUUGCAUCAAACUUACCAUUGAUGGUAACUUUGCCAUCAAUGGCAACUACCAUGGUUACAGGGCUCAACAGUCAAUCAAGAUCAAGGUUUCCAUGGUAGCUACCAUUGAUGGCAAAGUUACCAUCAAUGGUAAUUUUUGUGCAAUGGGGCCUGGACCCUGACAACAAAAGACUUAGCGCUUCGCACACAUCACUUCAUACUCCUUCUAAGUUCAAUUUGACAUGUUUUAGUUUUGUUUCGGGACCACCCUGUGCAUCAUUACGGUAUGUAUUUCAAUACAGUACUAACAAUGCAAGCUUAAUGGAAUGUAAGAUUUUGGCUUCAUGAACAACCGUUGAUGUUGAGGUUUGCAUGAAAUUUGAGUGCAUAUGUGAACUGGUCUAUUGGAAAGCAGUUGGCUUAUUAAAAGAAAUAAUUGUACAUUUAUAAA
Strongylocentrotus purpuratus (purple sea urchin) is the source of this 2575-nucleotide messenger RNA. Its product is annotated as exosome complex exonuclease RRP44-like. Bases 399 to 797 code for a protein of 132 amino acids. The transcript has 4 exons. Lineage: Eukaryota; Metazoa; Echinodermata; Echinoidea; Camarodonta; Strongylocentrotidae. The record is from RefSeq and is a predicted model, not a curated record.